Molecule: messenger RNA, 661 nt
Organism: Carlito syrichta (Philippine tarsier)
Lineage: Eukaryota; Metazoa; Chordata; Mammalia; Primates; Tarsiidae
Gene: RAMP3
Product: receptor activity modifying protein 3
Exons: 3
Coding region: 237-587 (116 amino acids)
Biological process (GO): intracellular protein transport; receptor internalization; calcium ion transport
Cellular component (GO): cell surface; signaling receptor complex; membrane
Molecular function (GO): coreceptor activity
Source: RefSeq, a predicted model, not a curated record
ACCCGUCCAGCUUUGGGGGACAAGUCCCUGUGUGGGAGCUGCCUUUCUGAGCUGACACGGAGGUCAGGGCUGAGGAAAGAGGACCCCACCGGAAAGGUCUCACGCUGGCAAACUGAGUGAUAGCCCAUCGGGUCUCCUGUCCCCUGGGCACCCCCAGUGUGGACCACAGUGGAAUUCUCACGGCUGUCUCCUUUCCAGGCGGGUGUCCCAGAGCGGGAGGCUGCAACGAGACGCGCAUGCUGGAAAGACUGCCCCAGUGCGGGGAGGCCUUUGCCGACAUGAUGCGCAAGGUGGACGUGUGGAAGUGGUGCAACCUGUCCGAGUUCAUCGUGUACUAUGAGAGUUUCACCAACUGCACCGAGGUGGAGACCAACACCGUUGGCUGCUAUUGGCCCAACCCCUUGGCCCAGGGCUUCAUCACUGGCAUCCACAGGCAGUUCUUCUCCAACUGCACCGUGGACAGGGUCCACUGGGAGGACCCCCCGGACGAGAUUCUCAUCCCGCUGAUUGUUGCGCCCAUCCUGCUGACUGUCGCCAUGGCGGCCCUGGUGGUGUGGCGCAGCAAACGCGCUGAUGUGCUGCUGUGAGGGUCCCGAUGUGGAAGUUGAAGCUCAAAAGUGUGAAGGGACUUUCCAAUAAUGGUCUUUUCUCUUUUUCCCUG